Molecule: messenger RNA, 291 nt
Organism: Candida dubliniensis CD36
Lineage: Eukaryota; Fungi; Ascomycota; Pichiomycetes; Serinales; Debaryomycetaceae
Gene: SNP3
Product: Sm-like protein
Exons: 2
Coding region: 1-291 (96 amino acids)
Biological process (GO): mRNA splicing, via spliceosome
Cellular component (GO): precatalytic spliceosome; Lsm1-7-Pat1 complex; U4/U6 x U5 tri-snRNP complex
Molecular function (GO): RNA binding
Source: RefSeq, a predicted model, not a curated record
AUGUUAUUUUUCAGUUUUUUCAAGACAUUAGUCGAUCAAGAAGUGACGGUGGAGUUAAAGAAUGAUAUUGAAAUCAAAGGUACUUUGAAAUCAGUGGACCAAUUCUUGAACUUGAAAUUAGAUAACAUUACCUGCACGAAUGGACAACGAUACCCCUACUUAGGUGCUGUGAAGAACUUAUUUAUAAGAGGAUCCAAUGUACGCUACGUUCAUAUGAAUCCAAAUAGCGUCGAUUGUACUUUAUUACAGGAUGCAUCAAGAAGAGAGGCUAUGGUUCAAGCAAGUAAAUAA